This is a messenger RNA of Dreissena polymorpha, 1059 nucleotides long. RefSeq names its product NAD(P) transhydrogenase, mitochondrial-like. Gene Ontology annotation, molecular function: NAD binding; NADP binding. NCBI's taxonomy places the organism in Eukaryota, Metazoa, Mollusca, Bivalvia, Myida, Dreissenidae. The transcript is spliced from 5 exons. Gene Ontology annotation, cellular component: mitochondrial inner membrane. Gene Ontology annotation, biological process: NADPH regeneration. The record is from RefSeq and is a predicted model, not a curated record. The coding region runs from base 1 to 1059 and encodes 352 amino acids.
AUGUUUCCCCGAAUCCAGUCGGUGUCCAUGUUAGUGGACAUGGGUUUCCACGUCCAGAAGCUUUCAGUAAGGUGUAGUCGUGGCUUCAAGAACGCUGCCCGAAACUACUGCCAAAAAGCCCCAAAAGAGGAGAAAGUAAUCGCAGGAACGCCCUACAAAAAGCUCUCAGUCGGAGUUCCCAAGGAAAGUUUUCCCAAUGAAAGGAGAGUAGCCAUUUCUCCGACUGCCGUCCAAGCGCUAGUAAAGAAAGGCUGGAAUGUGAACAUUGAAGAUGGUGCGGGGGUUGAAGCCAAAUUCACGAAUGCAAACUUCCAGGAGGUCGGUGCCAAGAUAACUGCAAAGAGUGAAACGUACAAGUCUGACAUUGUGUUGAAAGUGAGACCACCAAGCGAUUCUGAAAUUCCGCUGUUUAAAGAGAAUGGUACCUUGAUCAGCUUUCUCUACCCACAACAAAAUGCAGAGCUUGUAAAGAAACUUGCCGCUCACAAACUCACCACAUUCGCCAUGGACAAGGUGCCAAGAAUCUCCAGAGCUCAGGUUUUCGACGCUUUGUCCUCCAUGGCCAACAUUUCUGGUUACAAGGCUGUGAUUGAAGCCGCCAACAACUAUGGCAGGUUUUUCAGUGGCCAGAUCACAGCUGCAGGCAAGGUGCCCCCGGCGAAGGUGUUUAUAAUCGGAGGCGGUGUGGCUGGUCUUGCAGCUGCGGGUGCAGCCAGAAACCUUGGAGCUAUCACGCGGCUCUAUGAUGUGAGGCCGGCGGUGAAGGAACAGGCAGAAUCUCUUGGAGCGGAAUUCUUAGAAGUCUCUGUUAAGGAAUCCGGCGCCGCGGCUGGUGGCUACGCCAAGGACAUUAAAGAAAUGUCAACAGAGUUCCAGGACGCUGUCAAGGCGCUGUACGCCAAGCAGUGCAAGGAGGUGGACAUCAUCAUCACCACGGCUCUCAUUCCUGGGAAAAAGGCCCCCAUUCUGAUCACAAAGUACCAACACGGAAAUGAUCGAGACAAUGAAGCCAGGCUCGGUGGUUGUGGACCUGGCUGCGGAGGCUGGUGGGAACAUUGA